Messenger RNA from Lathyrus sativus (Indian pea), 702 nucleotides. NCBI's taxonomy places the organism in Eukaryota, Viridiplantae, Streptophyta, Magnoliopsida, Fabales, Fabaceae. The record is from the annotation of a GenBank genome assembly.
AUGAAGUGCAAAGCUUGUGAACUUUGCAAUCAACAAGCUUCUUUCUAUUGCCUCUCUGAUUCAGCUUUUCUCUGCGGGAACUGCGACUACGCCGUUCACCGUGUUAACUUCCUCGUCGCUCGCCAUCAUCGACAUAUCCUCUGCUCCAAAUGCGAAGCUUUCACCGGAAUUCACAUUACCGGCACCGAACUCCACCGCUUCCCGUCAACGUGCCGCUCUUGCUCUCCGGAAAAUCAUUCCGAUGAUACCGAUUCUCAGUGUUCUUCUUCAGAGUCCUGCGUUACGGCACCAAAGAGGACUAUAACUCAGAGGAUGAAGACUAGUUCGAGUUUGAGUUCUGUUACCGGCGAUGGAUCUCAGAUCGGGACUAAAAGUGUUGGAUCGGCGGCGGAGGAGCUUUUUGUGAAAUGGAGCAGAGAGUUAGCGUUAGGAUUUGCGGUGAACGGGAAUCGCGUGGCGGUGGAGGCUUUGCGCGUGUGUUUGAGAAAGUGGAAGUUACUUCCGUUGAAAGUGAGUGCUGCGGCGUCGUUUUGGUUGGGGCUAAGAUUGUGUAGGGACAGUUGUUUUGCCACGUUUCAGAAUCUGAUUCGGUUGGAGAAAAUAUCAGGAGUGCCAGCUAAGCUGAUUUUGGCUGCACAUGCCAAGCUCGCACGUGUCUUCAUGCAUCAAAUUGAACGGCAAGAAGGAUCUGAUGAGUGCUGA